CAGAGCUUCAGUCAUACACACAAUGAUGAACUUCACCUUGAUAACAGCUUUGAUUCUCUGCAGCAUCAGCUGGAUCUCUGUCUCAGCUUCUGAGUCUCAGACUGUGAAUGUCCAGCCUGGUGAAGAAGCCUCGCUGCUGUGCUCUAAGACGUUUGAAUCUGACUCUGUGGCAUUAUGGUUCAGAGUGGUCAACAGAACCAAGGCCAGCUCCAUUUCCACUAUGACCAGCUCCACCAAUGAACCUGUCUACUUUGAUGGAUUUAAAAAUGGGAAAUUUGAAAUGGGAUCCAACACCUCCGCUGUCUCUCUUAAAAUUAAGAGAGUGGAUUUUUCUGACUCUGGGCUGUAUUUCUGUGGAUUUUACACAGCGGGACGGACAAUUUUAAGUGUGAUACAUUUAAAUGUUGAAGCAGAGUGUGACAGAAUAACAAUGUUGACGAGUGUGAUCCUGGGCGGUCUGACUGUUUUCCUCGUAAUGGUCAUCGUUGGUCUGGUUGUUAAAAACAGGAAACUUCAGACAGCAGAGUGUGACAGAAUAACAAUGUUGAUGAGUGUGAUCCUGGGUGGUCUGACUGUUUUCCUCGUAAUGGUCGUCAUUGGUCUGGUUGUUAAAAACAGGAAACUUCAGACAGCUGCCAGUGAAGAACAAAAUCCACAACAGCGUGAGAAUCUGGGCUCUGAUGAGCUGAACUACGCAGCAGUGAAUUUCUGUCCAAAAGGAAGAAGAAGAGAAGUGGAGCCGAAUGUUGUGUAUUCUGCUACUAGAUAGGCUCAGGAGGCAACAAGGAAUGCUGUUCAGAAUGGAACUGAUGCUUUAUCAUAUUAAUCUGCAGUUGUGCUUUUGUGUGUGUGGUGGACAGGAGGACUCAUCAUCACUUUGUCACACAAAGGACAAAUAAAAUUAGUAGUUUUCUUCCUA
Messenger RNA from Siniperca chuatsi (mandarin fish), 919 nucleotides. RefSeq lists its product as uncharacterized. NCBI's taxonomy places the organism in Eukaryota, Metazoa, Chordata, Actinopteri, Centrarchiformes, Sinipercidae. The transcript is spliced from 6 exons. The coding region runs from base 23 to 769 and encodes 248 amino acids. The record is from RefSeq and is a predicted model, not a curated record. Gene Ontology annotation, biological process: response to bacterium.